Messenger RNA from Phoenix dactylifera (date palm), 1798 nucleotides. Its product is annotated as trihelix transcription factor ASR3. The record is from RefSeq and is a predicted model, not a curated record. Lineage: Eukaryota; Viridiplantae; Streptophyta; Magnoliopsida; Arecales; Arecaceae.
UGGGGUAAGAGGCAGGAGAGAAUGAGGAGGUUGGUGGUGCCUUAUCAUCUCAAAGAAGGAAAGGGAUGUGCCUUUAGCUUUCCCAUAUUAAAUAACCAAAGCACAUAUAGACUCCUCCCACAAGAAGAUCUCACCCCCACCAAUUUUUUUAUAUCAAGAUAUCUUACUAUGGUGUAGAAUUAUACACUAAUGAUAUGAUAUUUUAGUUAAUUAGAUAUAUAUGGAUAGAUAGGGAUUUAAGACUAGGUUAAUUAGGACCUAAUCAAGGCCCUCCUCCGUAAGAAUCCCUUUCCUUAUUUUCUCCCUCGCUCCCUCCCCCCUCUUUUAAGGGCCAAUAGGGGAGAGAGGAGGCGCCCCCAGGCUCCGUUACGUCGUUACGUUUUCUGUUAGAAUUUAGAGCGCUACGGCCUACGGUUCUCUAAUGGCUAACGCCGUCGAGGCCGCGGGUUCGAACGGUUGCGAGGGGGGCGGCAGCGCCGGCGCUGGUGGCGGAGGAAGGCCGCCGCGGCUGCCGCGGUGGACGCGGCAGGAGAUACUGGUGCUGAUAGAGGGGAAGAGGGUGGUGGAGAGCCGGGGGAGGGGGCGGGCGGCGACGGGGCGGCCGGCGGCGGCGUUGGUGGGGGCGGGGAGCCCGGUGGAGCCGAAGUGGGCCGCGGUGUCGGCGUACUGCCGCCGGCAUGGGGUGAACCGGGGUCCGGUGCAGUGCCGAAAGAGGUGGAGCAACCUCGCCGGCGACUUCAAGAAGAUAAAGGAGUGGGAGAGCGGAAGGGCGGCGGCGGAGAAGAAGGGAGGGUGGGAGUCGUUCUGGGCGAUGAGGAAUGAUCUACGGCGGGAGCGGAGGCUACCGGGGUUCUUCGACCGGGAGGUGUACGACAUCCUCGACGGGGCGGCGGCGGCGGCGGAGCCGCCGGAGGAGGCGGAGGAGGAGGAGGAGGAGGGGAAGGGUGGUGCCGGAAAGAGAGGGGUGGCCGACGAGGAGGCGGUGUUCGACAGUGGGCGGGCGGCAGCGGAGGACGGGCUGUUCUCAGAUUUUGAGGAGGAGAAGGAGGUGGAAGAAGAUGAGGAGCCAGCAGAGGAGGAGGAGAGGCCGGCGGCGCCGCCCCCGCCCCCACCGCCAGCCCCGGUGGCGGCCGUGGUGCCGAUCUCAGAGAAGAAGUAUGAACCAUCUCGUGCGGAAAGUUCUGAUCAAGGUAUAGCGAAAGAUAAGCAACCAGCUGAUAACCUUGAGAAUGAGUCCCCGUCUCAAGAAGGACAAAAGCGGAGGCGAACAUCACAGGACAGAGCUGGAGACAUCAAUCUACAGAGUCAGUUGAUUGAAGUCCUGGAGAGAAACAGUAGAAUGCUGACAGCCCAACUUGAAGCUCAGAAUGUAAACUGCCAAUUGGACAGAGACCAGAGGAAGGACCAAACCAAUAGCUUGCUAAGUGUUCUUGGCAAACUUGCAGAUGCACUUGGAAGAAUUGCUGACAAGUUGUAGGGAGUGCUGGAGAUUAAGGAUGCGAUCAGGCCGCUGGAAGACUGUACAGUUAGAUAAGCUUGUAGCUCGAUAGAUUUCAGAGAAGGUAGAUAAAUAAUGCAUCUGUUGGAGAAUAUUGGCUUUAUUUGAUGUAAAGUUUUUCUUUUUACCUCUAGAGAGUGGUAGAGUUGAUAGCUGAUAGCAAUUUAUAGGGAGAGAUGAAAGUUACAGCUCUUUUCACUGUCUAUUUAUUUGACAUCGCAAUCUUGACUGUAUCAAAGAUUGUACCUUUGUUGAUUUUUAAGUUAUUGGAGUAAAUUGAAAAUGGUGAGAUUCAUAGCA